AGGGAGGUCUUACUUAUGGGCACCGAUAUAUCAAUAUGCACCAAUGUUGGAUAGAGGCUUUCCACUUGUUGCUCCAGAAUUUACGCCAGAUUGCAUGAAAUGGAAACUUAAAAGUUGUAGUAAGUGAACUACUCGUGGCGAUCCUAUCGUUAAUAAAUAAUACAAAAUAAAAUGCUGUUUCAGAUGGAACCGACAGAUUUCCAUUAAUGACCCCCUGCACAUUUUGGAACCCAAUGCCUCUACAAUCCUUGGACUGUUUCUCAUCCGAAGAAGUUGAUGAUACACCAAUCGGCGUAUCUUCCACAAUAUUUGUAAAUUAUCGCCCACCAAAAUACAAUGAUAAAUUUUGCCCUUGUCGAUGGCCGUGUACACCGCAUUUUGACAAAAUCCAAAACUGCAGGGUUAAUCGAUCCCAAGGAUUUUUGAAGACGUCUUCCGACAGUAAAGGUGAAGCUCUUUACUCUGAAGGAAAUCCACUCCGUCCGGUGCACAUGCCGCAUUAUCAGGCGAUGCAGUUGUGUCGAGGGAUGUACGAAUUUCUAGAUAGUUCCGCCCCCAUCAAAGUCGACUCGAUUCCGAUUAGGAUUGUCGCACUGGGAAAGGAACGUGAUCCCAUCAAGGAUUGUGUCACUUGGAAGUAUUCCCCAUGCAACAGGGGAAAGAAUAGUGGUCAACGUGGUGGUAUCAACAAGGUCGAACCACAGAUCACGACCCAAAUCGUAGAAAAUGUGACACUUGGCGUUAACAAUGCCGUGCUAACCACUACGCCCGCACCAGUGGAGUCAAAAAGAAGGAGAAAGAAACGUGACGACGAUUCUACGAAUGACGAAGUCACAAAUGAAUUGGCAACGUCCACUCCAGAUUGUGGUGUAUGGGAACAAGUCGAAGCAGAAGAUAGAGACUGUAUACCAGAAACUCUAGCGGAAAAGGUCUCAAAAAAGAAAAAAUCAUCGAAAUCGUCAAUUUCGACUGAUAAUAUCCUCCAAAAUAUUCCACCUUGUACAAAAUGGCCUUGUUUCUUGACCCAGCAUGAAAUGCAACUCCACAAGAAAAAUGCUACCGACACAAAGACGACUGAAGGAAAGAAACGUGGUUCAUCUCCUAAUUAUGAAAAAGGACCCGGCUGCAACUGCGACUGGCCCUGCCUCCCAUUUUUCGACCACAUCAACAAAUGUUACAAUGAUCGGGGUAAACUAUUAGUUGAUGCGAAUGGAAAACCAAUAAUCCUUCCGAGAAGGUUUAGUCGAACCCAGAAACAACUCGUGUUAUGUCUCUCCUACCUGGAAAAGGAUGAGAUUGACUGUUUUGUCAAAAAAUAA
Folsomia candida is the source of this 1319-nucleotide messenger RNA. RefSeq lists its product as uncharacterized. NCBI's taxonomy places the organism in Eukaryota, Metazoa, Arthropoda, Collembola, Entomobryomorpha, Isotomidae. The record is from RefSeq and is a predicted model, not a curated record. The transcript is spliced from 2 exons. Bases 207 to 1319 code for a protein of 370 amino acids.